Quercus lobata is the source of this 1173-nucleotide messenger RNA. RefSeq lists its product as uncharacterized. The transcript has 3 exons. The coding region runs from base 1 to 1173 and encodes 390 amino acids. The record is from RefSeq and is a predicted model, not a curated record. NCBI's taxonomy places the organism in Eukaryota, Viridiplantae, Streptophyta, Magnoliopsida, Fagales, Fagaceae.
AUGGAAAUACUUCCUGAAGUAAAUCCUCUCGCCCAAAGUUCUUCUAGAGUGGAGGCUAUUGACGCAUUAACUAGCAUGACUGGAUCUACUAGCAGAAAUACUCGUGGAACAACACGUAGUAUAGUAGUACGGGUACAUGUUGAAAAAAGUGAUAAGAUGCCCGUACGUAUAGCUGCAGAGUAUGAUGCUCCUAUUGGGAAGAAUGUGUGCAAGCUUGUCAAUCAAAUUGGCCACGGUUUCACUUUGAGUCCUCAUGACACUGCUCUCUUUGUUCAAAGAUUCUCUAAUGGUAUCACUCUUAUUCUUCUUUAUGUUGAUGAUAUGAUUAUUACUGGAGAUGAUUCUAUAGAUGUUCGCUUUCUUCAGCACUUCCUUAGUCAACAUUUUGAGAUGAAAGAUCUGGGCUCUCUCAGCUAUUUUCUUGGGCUGAAGGUUAUCUCAUCCUCUGAAGGCUACUAUCUUUCCCAAGCUAAAUAUGCUUCUGAUCUUCUCUCCAAAGCCAGUAUCACCAACAACAAGACUAUUUCCACUCCCUUGGAAUACAGUGCAAAGCUCACACCCUUGGAUGGUGAACCUAUAUCCGAUGCUACUAGCUAUUGUCAGUUGGUUGGUAGUUUGAUCUAUUUCACUAUUACUCGUCCGGAUAUUUCACAUGCCGUGGGUAUGGUCAAUAAGUUCAUGGAUGCCCCUCAUUCUGUCCACUAUGCUUCCAUUCUUUGGAUUCUUCGAUAUGUCAAGGACACACUUUGUCAUGGACUCUACUACUCCUCUCGGUCUUCUCUCGAGUUUCAUGCUUAUUCAAAUGUGAAUUGGGUAGGUGAUCCGACUGAUCGAUGCUCUAUCACAGAUUUCUGUUUCCUAUUUGGUACUUCUCUUGUCUCAUGGCGUAGUAAGAAGCAGGAUGUGGUUUCCCAUUCCAGUACUGAGGUUGAGUAUCAUGCCCUUGCAGACACCACCUGCGAGCUUGUCAGGCUACAUUGGCUCUUGGCUGACAUGGAUGCUUCACAGCCCACUGCCACUCCUCUUUAUUGUGACAAUCGUAGUGCUAUCUACAUUACUCGUAAAGAUGUCUUCCAUGAACGCACCAAGCAUAUUGAGAUCGACCGCCACAUCAAUCGCCAGCAUCUUAAGAAAGGCAAUCUCAAGUUGUUCUCCAUCUCCUCUAUUGAAUAG